AUGAGCGGCGCCUGCACGAGCUACGUGAGCGCCGAGCAGGUGGAGGUUCGCGGCUUCAGCUGCCCGCGGCCGGGGGGCGAGGCGGCCGCCGUCUUCUGCUGCGGCUUCCGCGACCAUAAGUACUGCUGCGACGACCCGCACAGCUUCUUCCCCUACGAGCACAGCUACAUGUGGUGGCUCAGCGUUGGCGCUCUGGUGGGCCUGUCCAUAGCAGCGGUGGUCCUCCUGGUCUUCAUUGUCACCGCCUGUGUGCUUUGUUACCUGUUCGUCAGCUCCAAACCCCACACCAGGCUGGAUCCAGGAUUAAAUUUACAGACUCCAGGUUCCGAGGAGCCCCAACCUGACCACCCAGAUGGGAACACAGGAGUUGUCAUGCAGGCGACAGAAGCGAGUCCCCUUGGACAAAAUGACCUUUUCCCGAGCCAACCACUGGAACACAGUGAGAGGCAGCCUCCAGACCCCAAGCGCCCUCUUCAGCACUGCUUCAUGCCAACUGUGACUGCCAGUGACAUUCCAGGCAGUCCUGAGGAGGCCCCUCUCCCCAGUCCAGACCCACGUGGACCAGGGCCAUAAGCACGCAAUAAAAAUCACCACACCACA
This is a messenger RNA of Echinops telfairi (small Madagascar hedgehog), 600 nucleotides long. It is a transcript of the gene SHISAL2A, whose product is annotated as shisa like 2A. Lineage: Eukaryota; Metazoa; Chordata; Mammalia; Afrosoricida; Tenrecidae. The coding region runs from base 1 to 573 and encodes 190 amino acids. The transcript has 3 exons. The record is from RefSeq and is a predicted model, not a curated record.